Dioszegia hungarica is the source of this 1110-nucleotide messenger RNA. Its product is annotated as Clavaminate synthase-like protein. The record is from RefSeq and is a predicted model, not a curated record. NCBI's taxonomy places the organism in Eukaryota, Fungi, Basidiomycota, Tremellomycetes, Tremellales, Bulleribasidiaceae. Bases 1 to 1110 code for a protein of 369 amino acids. The transcript has 9 exons.
AUGGUCGCCGUCACCGCCCAGAAGGAGCCCCAGCCAGCCACGAUUCGUCUCCACUACCCUCAGCUCCGAGACGAUCCAGUGUCGGUCUCGUCUCAGAUCCAGCAAGCCUUCGGGUCCGACGAAGGAAGCUUAGGGAUAGUGGUCAUCGACGAUCUCCCCGCCGAGUUCCCUGAGCUGCGGAAAUCACUGUUCCACCUGAUUCAUCGUCUGGGUAGUCUGCCGCCGGAUGAGCGCGAGAAGCUAGCCAGGCCAGAGACGUCAUACUUCUUUGGGUGGAGUCAUGGGAAGGAGGUCAUGAAUGGUAGACCAGACACUCAGAAAGGCUCUUUCUACGUCAAUCCCCUACUUGACUACCCAGAUGUUAGCGAUGAGAAACGGCAGGCACAUCCCGAGUACUAUGCUGGAAACGUCUGGCCGACCGGCAUGUCGGGCUUGGACGACUUUGAGCCGACCUGCAAAGCAUUGGGCAAGAUAAUGUACGACGUCGGUCUGGCCCUGGCGCGGGCGUGUCAGCCUUUCGGUGACACCUCCCUCGCCUCAUCGCAGAUCAAUGUGGAGUCGCUCAUAUCGUCGUCGCAGAGCAAUAAGGCCCGAUUGCUGCACUACUAUCCCGUGCCCGAGGCCACCGACAGGGAUGAACAACUCGCGCAAGACUCGCUUUGCGGGACUCAUAUCGAUCACUCUCUGCUCACCGGUCUAUGCUCCGCCAUGUACCUUAGCCAGGCUGCCAGCAGGCAGCCAUCGGAAGUCCCGGCUCCGACCUCUGCAGCGGGCCUGUACAUUCAUCCUAGACCACCAAAGGGGUCGACUGAGAAGGCGCCGGCUAUCAAGGUGGCUAUACCCAAAGACUGCCUCGCCUUUCAGAUCGGCGAAGCUCUCGAACUUCUAACUAAUGGCCGUCUGGCAGCCACGCCCCACUUUGUCAGUGGUAGUCCUGCAGCGUCAGGCGGGUCGAGUGAAGAGGUGUCGAGAGAGACCUUCGCUUUCUUCUUACAACCCGAUGUAGACGAUGUGAUCGGACGGGAUGGGGAGACGUUUGGGGCAUUCACAAAGCGGAUUAUAGGGCGGCAUUAUGCGGCGGAGCAAGUACUAGAAGAGGCGGAGAACUGA